Molecule: messenger RNA, 3719 nt
Organism: Gallus gallus (chicken)
Lineage: Eukaryota; Metazoa; Chordata; Aves; Galliformes; Phasianidae
Gene: PRTFDC1
Product: phosphoribosyl transferase domain containing 1
Exons: 9
Coding region: 29-709 (226 amino acids)
Biological process (GO): purine ribonucleoside salvage
Molecular function (GO): hypoxanthine phosphoribosyltransferase activity
Source: RefSeq, marked validated
GCAGCCCCUCGGGCGGGCUCGGAGGAAGAUGGCCGGGAACGGCGCGGCGGCGCGGGGAGGUGGAGGCCGCGGCGUUGUGAUUUCAGAUGAUUGGCCUGGAUAUAGUCUGGAUUUGUUCACUUAUCCACAGCAUUACUAUGGAGAUCUGGAAUAUGUGCUUAUUCCUCAUGGCAUUAUUGUUGACAGGACAGAACGACUGGCUAAAGAUAUUAUGCAAGACAUUGGAGACAAUGAUAUUGUCGUUCUCUGUGUACUCAAAGGUGGCUACAAGUUCUGUGCUGACCUUGUGGAGCACAUUAAAAAUCUCAGCAGAAAUUCAGAAAGGUUCAUCUCCAUGAAAGUUGAUUUUGUUAGACUGAAAAGUUACCACAACGAUCAGUCUAUGCAAGAUAUGCAGAUAAUGGGAGAAGAUGAUCUUUCAAAGCUGACUGGAAAGAAUGUUUUAAUUGUUGAGGAUAUUGUUGGAACUGGAAGGACAAUGAAGGUUCUGCUUAAUCAUAUAGAAAAAUAUAAUCCAAAAAUGAUUAAAGUGGCAAGUUUGUUGGUGAAAAGAACAUCUUGGCCUGAUGGGUAUAGACCAGACUAUUAUGGAUUUGAAAUUCCAGAUUUAUUUGUGGUAGGUUAUGCCUUAGACUACAACGAGUACUUCAGAGACCUGAACCACAUAUGUGUUAUCAACGAUCGUGGAAAAGCAAAAUACAGAGUCUGAAGCAGUUACACCCUCAUCGGAAGAUUUGUAAGCUCAGAGAAGCAGAAAUUUGACUGCACUCCUUCAAGCAUCUCCCAGAAGAGAAGCUCAACUCACUUCUGUUUCUGUGAACUCAGUGUAAUAAGGAAUUUACUCUAUAGAGGUACUGAUGAAUAUAUACAGCAGUGAGUUUCCUAUCUAAAAUCUCAAGUAGACAUUGAAAGUUGUUAUGUUUUAAGUACUAAAAUUAUGGUAUGAUUCCUUUUUACUAAUAAUUUGUCUCAACUCAGUGUGAAUGCAUCUUCUUUGUGCAAUCCAUCAUUCCAUCCAUUACAAUUAAUGUACUUCACACUGUGUUCACAAUGUGUUGCAAAGAAUUGUUCAGAAAUGUCAUUAUGUGCAUUAAGUUUAUUAUAGAGAAUUUUAGGAACUUCAGCAUCCAUGUGGUCUUGGCUGGAUACGCUGCUACCAAACUGAAAACAUCAUUUUGAUUUAGCUCCACAAUUCAGAAGUUUCAGCUGAAGUUGUAUGACUUCUGAUAGUCCAUAUUGCCUCUUCCAAACAGAAGUUCUAACUCAGAAUGCACUGAAUUAGAAUGCUGGUACAAAAUGGACCUUUGCAAGACACUGUUGAUCUGAGCUUGGAAGAGGUCUUGCUUUUCGUAUGUGAUGUGGGCAUAGAUCUUAUCAGUUAAAUGUGCUGAAUUUUAACCAAGAGAAAACAACACCAGGCAGCCUUCCAUUUCUGUGUAGUAUCCUUUGACUUCUGCAGUACACGAGCAAGUGAAAAAAUUAGCAUAGCGUUCUGUGUAUAUUUUCUUAAUUAAACCUCAUAAAGCACAAAAGUUUAAUGUUAAACAAUAAUUUAGUGCCAAUUUGAUUCUCAUGGCAUGUCUGAGUUGAGACUUUCUGUAACCAUAUGUCUUCUUUAAGGAAUACAGAUCUGACAGUGCUGAAAGCUAGUGUCAGAAAGGAAAAAAUGCGCAGGCGAACACAGGCAAUGAGUUAACCUGUGAAUGCAGUAGACUCUAGAGAUUCCUUCUUUCCCUUGUACAUCAUGUUGGAAGAAGUCUGUUAGUUUACAUGCCGUAUUUAGUUGAAAAAUUUAGUUCUAUGCUGCAUACAGCUGUUCUGAAUAACUUCCUGAGGGAAGCAAAUGUAAGUAGCUCUGUACCAGCACCUUUACUCUGAACUGCAAGAGGUAUGUUCUUAUCAGAUUAGGUUUCCUUUAAGCUAACACAGAUACUGUAAGAACUCUUCACAGUUGUUUAUUGUCCUGCUUGAGCAUAUUUUGCAUAUCCCAUAAAAGCUCUUCCAAAAUAUGCAUUUAAUUGUUAAUCUAAAUGUACCUUAUGUAUGUAUCCUGUCACUCAUAGUCUACUUGUAUUUGGAUAAAAUCCAUGGUGUUAAUGACAUGUAGUGAGAUCAAAGAAUUACUGUGAUUGCUAAGUUAAUGUUUUAGCCCUUUUUUCUUUACUCUUUUAGCCUAUAUUUUUAAAGAUUUCUGUUGAAAAGCAUUCCUUCAUAGAAUAACGUACUGCUUUAGAGAGGAAAGCACGCCCACACCUCUGGUGAAAGGUGUUGAAAGGAGUUUCAUCUUUUUUCCUUUUAUGAGAGUAUGAAAGUUUUAUUUAAUGUUUCUGUUUUCCAUGGGUUCAGUAGCACUGGCACGUGGUGCAGGCAGACAUGCUUAAGCCUAAUGCAGGAGAUCUCUGAGAUUGUGUCCUUUUAUCUUCUCGUCUUAAAAAGAUGCAGUCCAAUUCCCCUUGCUGCUACAAUCAGCCAACAGCAACAAAAGGAUGUAACAGGUGAAUUGGCAUGAAAUUAGUGUGAAAAUAUGGAGUGCUGUAGAUGCACUUCAUUCAGACUUUGUCAAAGUUGUUUCAUUGGAAGAUUUGGGUUGGUAAAAUCUACGUACCAACAAAAAAAGAACUUAAUUAUAGAAAAGAUAAGAAGAAACUGGAAUGUUUAUUCGAGUUAAAUUUAUGUUCUUCUGCCAUCUUAUUUUAAACACGGUGAUAAAGCACUAUAUGAAUUUCAGUAGUGAAUUUACAUGUGCAAUUAUACUGUGAAUAAGAGGUGUUUUAUACUUCUAAUAUCAUAUUUGAAUCUUGUACCCUUACAGAUCAAAGCACGUCCAGGCAAUGGGCCAUUAUGCACAUAUGUCUCAUUAAUGUUCAGUUUAGUUUCUCCAUUCUGUUCAGAUAGUUUUAAAAUAAAAACAACUUACUUUUUCUCAUGGCUGUUUCAUGGCUUAAUAAUAGUGUUGAUUCCGUGUGUCACAGGGUUCCUGAACUGAAAGGCCACUAAACAUUUUUUCAGUUGCAGUUGCACCCUAUGACCCACAAAGCAAUGUAUUUUUUUUUAAAUCAGUUCAGUAACAUCUGUUGCUGAAGAAGAGAGGAUGUUCUUUACAAUCAGUUAUUUUUCUGGACACUGUGUUCAUGUAUUUGGCAGGCAUCCAUUUUUAUCUCAGUUUUUCUUCUCGUGUUCUCUAUCUAACACCAGCAUCCUUUCCCUGCCCACUGAAUACAAAUUAACAUGGGCAGUUAUUUGGUUUAAAGCUACGUAAAUGUUUAGCAGUCUUCAGCUUUUAGAUUUCAUUCAAUGCAGUCAUGUUUGUAUGUGGUCCAGUUCCAAAACAUCUGAAAGUAAAGGAAUUUUAAAUAACCUGAGUGGUAUGUAUGUAAUUAUUUUUUUUUCCAAGCAUGCUGCUGCAUGCUGGUAUUUGUAGUUGAACUUUUUUGAUUGCUUACUAUUAGCGAUGUAUUUCCUGAACAUACUGUGUUAAUCUUAGAAGGUUUUUUUUUUUGUAAUUACAUUUCUAUGUGAUAUUCAGGUGUUUGCUAAAACAAACAAACAGAAACAUGUAUGUGGUAUUCAGAAAACCUUCUGACCUGGAAAGGAGUCAAAUCAUCACUCUUUGUGCACAUUAAAAUGCUUAACUUGGAGAUGUGCUUAUGACACGAAUCACCUCUACUGCUCUGUAGUGAGAAUAACAUUUAUUGGAAUAAAAAUACUGAAAUUUUAAA